ACAUCAGCAAUGCUGAUCAGGAAGCUUUUGGCGUUUGCCGUACUUUCAGCAGUGAAGGAAACUAUAGGUACGUCUAUUAAGUACCUCUCGGGACCUGCACCUGUUGAGACGUUGCUUGGACUUGGCGUGACCUCGAGGACUUACUCCAACAUUGGCCCUCUCAUGUGCGCGCUGAUGGCUGAGGUGGAUCACUUCCCUGCUGAAACUUUCUGCGUGCACAAAACAAACGGUGAAUGCCUGCUCCUCAACUCGACGUAUCUGGCUUUGUUCAACCGAAGUUACUCAACUACUGAUGAUUACGACUGCUUCAAGCGAGAAAACGAUCUUGUUCCAGUUGCCCCUCCCUGCCAGACCGGCUUCGACUGGGUUGCAGACGUUGGGUGUGUGGUUGUGAUGGAGACACGAGUCACGUACGACGUCGCUAAGGCCUCGUGUCCUAGCGGCUCCCAGCUCGUCUCUCUCUACUACGACAACUUCUGGAAGCUUGCUAACUACGUCCUGAAAAACUCUUACCAGAAAUAUGGUCAAACUGGUUACAUUUUGUACCACUUGGGGGUUCACCGCAUCAACCGCGUGUGGAUUUGGCGGACUGGCCAAGUGAUGCUCUCCUCGCCAAAGACGGACGUUUGGGGGCCUGUCGACCCCAACGAUGACUCGGACUGUGCAUUCAUGCAGAUCUACUCAGGCGAAAUGUCCAUCUACAUGGUGGACAACCCGUGUACGUCCCUCGCCCGCUAUGUGUGUGCGCUGCAAUGA
Hyalella azteca is the source of this 756-nucleotide messenger RNA. RefSeq lists its product as uncharacterized. Bases 10 to 756 code for a protein of 248 amino acids. The record is from RefSeq and is a predicted model, not a curated record. The transcript is spliced from 3 exons. NCBI's taxonomy places the organism in Eukaryota, Metazoa, Arthropoda, Malacostraca, Amphipoda, Hyalellidae.